Messenger RNA from Dicentrarchus labrax (European seabass), 2834 nucleotides. It is a transcript of the gene acsf2, whose product is annotated as acyl-CoA synthetase family member 2. The transcript is spliced from 16 exons. The coding region runs from base 204 to 2045 and encodes 613 amino acids. The record is from RefSeq and is a predicted model, not a curated record. Gene Ontology annotation, biological process: fatty acid metabolic process. NCBI's taxonomy places the organism in Eukaryota, Metazoa, Chordata, Actinopteri, Moronidae. Gene Ontology annotation, molecular function: medium-chain fatty acid-CoA ligase activity.
GCACAGAUCAUUGCGUUCACACCAGCCGCGGAUCAAGGUCCGAACGAGGAGCCUUUAGGGAACUCAUGCAAACCUCUCUCCUGCGUAAGAGGAGUCCUUUCCUUGCUCUCUAUCGGUGAGGAUCUCUCCCCUCAGACCCAGAACAAGCUCUCAGUUUGCGGAUCUUUGGCGUAGAGGGGCGCGGUGACCAGCAGCUGCACACAAUGAUCCCCAAGAUUGCGCUGUGCUCGCAGUCUCUGCGGAACUACUGUGCUUUUUCCAGAGCUUUAAAAGUUGUGCAGACACCGUGGACACGUCAUCCAGGACUACCUGCAGCAAGUCGUGGCAUUCAUGUGGACUCUCCGCCCACAAUCCCAACGCUCACUACCAGCUAUGCACACGGCACGUCUACCACAUCCUUGCUCCACACUACAGUCGGAGAAACCCUGCUGCGGACUGUGGAGCGCUGGCCUGAUAGAGAGGCCAUGGCCUUUCUGGAAGGUGGAGUCCGCAAGACCUUUGCCCAGUUUCAGCAGGAUGUGGAUCGAGCUGCAGCCGGGCUGCUGGCGCUCGGCCUGACGAAGGGAGACCGGCUCGGCAUGUGGGGACCCAACACUUAUGAAUGGAUCCUCUUCCAGUUCGCCACAGCCAAAGCUGGCAUUAUACUGGUGUCUGUGAAUCCAGUGUACCAGCUGCAGGAGGCCGAGUUCGCCCUGCGGAAGGUUGGAUGUAAGGCUAUAGUGUGCCCUGAGCAGUUUAAGACUCAGAAAUACUGCAACAUGCUGAGGCAGAUAUGUCCCGAGAUCGAGUCGUCCACCCCGGGAGACAUCAAGAGUGCCAGACUCCCAGACCUCCGCUCCGUGAUUGUUCUGGAUAAUCGACAACCAGGAAUGCUCCAUUUUGAAGACGUGAUGGAGGCGGGAAGCAGCCAGUACGUACAGCAGCUGCAGGAUUUGCAGAAGACGAUCUCCUUCGACGACCCGAUAAACAUCCAGUUCACCUCGGGCACAACUGGGGCUCCAAAGGGCGCCACCUUGUCUCAUUUCAACAUCGUCAACAAUGCCUACUACGUUGGCAAGAGAGUGGGAUACACCUGGAAGCCUCACCCUCGGAUCUGUCUGCCUGUGCCUCUCUACCACUGCUUCGGCUCCGUGGGCGGUGGGAUGUGUAUGGCCGUGCAUGGCAUCUCCCUGGUCUUUCCCUCUGCAGGGUACGAUGGAAAGGCCAACAUAGCAGCUCUGGAGAGUGAAAGGUGCACCUUCAUCUACGGCACCCCCACCAUGUACGUUGAUAUGAUCAGCCAACCGGAUUUGGCCAAAUACGACUUAUCAUCAGUUGAGACAGGCAUCAUGGCUGGUUCCCCUUGUCCUCCAGAACUUGUAAAGAAGGUCAUUUCUGCAAUGGGCAUCAAAGGAAUAACAAUUGGAUACGGUACCACGGAGAACAGCCCUGUGACGUUCUGUGCCGACCCGCUGGACAACAUACAGAGGAAGUCCGAGACCGUCGGCUUCAUCAUGGACCACUUAGAGGUUAAAGUAGUGAACCCCACAACUGGAGAAGUGGUACCUCUGGGGGAGCUGGGGGAGAUCAUGAUCAGAGGCUACUGUGUGAUGUUGGAGUACUGGGGGGAUCAGGCCAAAACAGAGGAGUGUAUCACGAAAAGCGGCUGGUACAAAACCGGAGACAUCGGCAGCUUGGACGCGUACAGCUACUGCCGGAUCGAGGGCCGGAUCAAAGACAUGCUCAUCAGAGGAGGAGAGAACAUUUACCCGGCGGAGAUCGAACAGUUCCUGCACACACACCCCAAAGUGAAGGAGGCACAGGUGGUCGGAGUUAAGGAUUUCCGUAUGGGUGAAGAGGUCUGUGCCUGCAUCAAACUGGCGGACGGAGAGAAAUGCACUGCAGAAGAGAUCAAAGCCUACUGCAAGGGACAGAUCGCUCACUUCAAGAUUCCUCGCUACGUGCUGUUUGUCACCAGCUACCCGCUCACCAUCACUGGAAAGAUCCAGAAGAACAAACUACGCGAGGAGGCUGAGAAGCAGCUGGAUCUGGAGAAGGGGAAAUGAGAUAAUUGCGCAUCGAGAUAAUUCAAAUAUUGUAUGUCUUGUACCACAAACACCAAUUGGGGUUACGUACCCCGCCAUCAGAACACCUUAAAACGUCUCCAGAAAUAAUAACAGACUGCCUGAGCCUCCCGUAGCCGUGUGAUGGCUGGGUACGCAGUGCAGUGUCGUCUGUAUCCUCCUGCAACCGCCUGUUUAAAGGGAGAACUGUAGUCACAUUAUGUAUUUUUCUUGCUGUCAACAAAUCCCAUGUUGCACUGGGUGACAUCUUCCUUUUGUUACUGUGAACACACACACACACACAUAUACACAUAUACACGCCGUCCUGCUUCUGUAAAUACUCAUCAGAGCAACAAAUGUGGAUUAAUCCGCCGCUGAAAGUCUAACAAAUGCACUUUUUCCUUCUGACUGAGUAAAAAAACUACACUGCCCACAUGGUUGAGGAAGUUACUGAGCCUUUUAGAAAAAGGAAAUUAUAUAUUUGUGAGCCAUUUUUUAAAGAUUUAUAUCUUCACUAAUGAACAAUUUUGGUGAUUUCAGGGGAUUUGUUGACAAUAAGAGAAAUCUAGAUAAACUCCAGCCUUAUCCUUUAACAUCCUGCUGUUCUCUGUAACAGAAAUGUGAGCCCAGCAGAUACAGAUCGAUCCAUGAAUGAGCGUUGAAGAUCAGUGCAGAACUUGUGGAUGUUGAAACCACUCAGUUUUUUUUUUUUUUUUUUUUUUUUUAAAUCGAGCUACAAAAAUCUUUUUUACAUCAACCUGGAAUAAACUUUGUACGGCAUUAUUAAAACCA